CACUUUUUAGCGAUGAACGUUGUGCCUGAGCCAUCCAGCGGUGUUUACUCGGUCGCCAAUUUGCUGGCUGAAAAGGAAAAACCGCUGUCUCCGACUGAAUUUGCAGCUAAAGCAACGCGUAUUCGAGAAUUGUUGGACUGGCAAAGAUUAGGAGCUACUCUAGCUUUUCAACAGAAAUUGGCUCUUAUGCAACAAGCGCUGUUUCCGAUAAGAUUUCCUGAGCACGGUCAGCUACUGUUUCCAAAUGUGAAUUCAAGUUUCGGCAUGAUGGCGAACGGUUUUGGUGUUAUGCCGGCUUUUUGGCACGGGCAUCUUCGACAACUUGCACUAAAUUUGGUAGCUACGCCGCAGCGAGUACCUGAAAAGCGCGACGAAGCUUGUCUUAGGAAUGGUCCAACCAUCUUUUCUGAAGGCCCUUCUCCUUCAACGGAAAAUGUGUUUCCAUGCUUCAAAUGUACAAAUGUCUUUCCUUCCAAUAUUGCAUUAGAGCAACAUCAGACCAUUCAUGCACUUGACAAACAAUUCGAAUGCAAGCAAUGCGGAAAGACGUUUAAAAGGUCAUCCACGCUUUCCACACAUUUGCUUAUCCACUCUGACACACGUCCGUAUCCAUGUGAAUAUUGCGGAAAACGCUUUCACCAAAAAAGUGACAUGAAGAAGCAUACAUACAUUCAUACAGGCGAAAAACCUCAUAAAUGCACAGUGUGUGGAAAGGCGUUCAGCCAAUCGUCGAAUCUCAUUACUCAUACGAGGAAGCAUACCGGAUUCAAGCCAUUCGCAUGUGAUGUUUGUGGGCGAACUUUUCAAAGAAAAGUGGAUCGACGACGGCACAGAGAAACACAUCAUCCAGGCCAGCUUGAAGAUAUUGACGGUACGUCGCAGAUUUCAUUUUCACAUCCUUAG
Angiostrongylus costaricensis is the source of this 903-nucleotide messenger RNA. The record is from the annotation of a GenBank genome assembly. NCBI's taxonomy places the organism in Eukaryota, Metazoa, Nematoda, Chromadorea, Rhabditida, Metastrongylidae.